AUGCGCCACUUCCGGUAUUUUGCCGGGUUGACUGUGCGUGGUCCCUCUGGUCCUCUGGUUGCUCCUCUGGGAUCUUCAGUGGUGUUGUCCUGUUCUGUUGAUGAACUUUUAUCAGUGGAGGGUCUGGAGGUGGAGUGGAGAAGAACAGACUCAGAUACUUUAAUUCAUCUGUAUCAAGAUGGUGAGAGUCAAACAGAAGCCCAGCAGCAGGAUUAUCAGGAUAGAGCUCAUUUCUUUACUGAAGAGAUUCAACGUGGAAACUUCUCCCUCCGGCUGGACAACCUGAGAGCUGAAGAUGAGGGACGAUACACAUGCACAGCAUACAAUGACCAGGAUUCUGGAGCAACUGUGGUUCAAAUAAAAGAUGUUGUACGUUUGCUAGUAUCAGGAUCAGAUGAGUCCAUAUCAGCGUCUGUGGGUGAAGACGUCACUCUGAGCUGCUCUGUUUACUCUCACAUCCCUCCUGAACACAUUGAAGUUUCAUGGAAGAAAACAGAUAAAAAUAUUCAGGUUCUGCUCUUCCAAGACAACAAGACUUUACCGGAUUCAUCAGAUGAGCGAUACAGAGACAGAGUUGAGUUCUUCAGUGAUGAAACUCCCAAAGGAAACUUCUCUCUCAGACUGAAGAGCGUCAGAACUGAGGAUAAAGGAGUUUAUAUGUGUGAGGUGUUUGCUGGAGGACUUUCAGCCAAUACAACUGUAGUACUGGAGCAACUGGGAUUCAUUGUGAAACCUUCUCAUCACACAUCUGUUCCUCUGGGAUCUUCAGUGGUUUUGCCCUGUUAUAAUGAUAAACCCUCUAGAAUGGAGAGUCUGAAGGUGGAAUGGAGCAAAAAAGGCUUAAAGGAUCUGGUUCAUCUGUAUGAAGAUGGUGAGAGUCAAGCAGACAAACAGCAGCAGGAUUAUCAGCAUAGAGCUCAUUUCUUUACUGAGCACCUUAAAGAUGGAAACUUCUCCCUCCGUCUGGACGAUCUGAGAGCUGAAGAUGAGGGACAAUACACAUGUACAGUUCGCAGUACAGUACACAGACCAUUUUCAACCGAGAUAAAUUUGGUUCUGAAACUACUAGACACAGUCUUCCGUCUUCAGAUGUUUCUCGUCUUCUGUCCAAAUGCUCUGAUGUUUUUAGCUUUUGUCCUCUGGGGUGUUUCUGAAGGAUCUCUGAGUGAGUCGGUCUGUUGUUGUGCUCUUUAUUUUCUGAGACCUCUCUUGUUGCUCUGGGCAGCUCCAUAUAUUUUUCAUUUCACAGGCAAAAUUAAAACAUGGAUUCUGAAAUACAGUUAUGUGGCAGAAUAUGCUGUUCUUUCACCUCUUGUUUAUUCAGCUCUUUUCACAAGUGCUUGGCAAAAGCUUCUGAAUUAUGAUGCAUUUGACAGAGCUGUGAUGAUAGUCCUGUUUGUGAUAGUGUUUGUGUGCUGCCUCUGCAAAAUCACUUACAUUUUAGUUACAGAGGUUGGAAAGAAAAGUGGCCGGAUAGUUCAAAUCUUUGAUCUUGUGGCUGAUAUGACCUUUGAAAUCCUGCCAACUCUACAGUUCAUCCUCCUCUUCUACACGUUCGGAGCCGGUGAAGCAGGACUCAUCAUGAUUGUUAUUUUGCCAGUGUUAAUGAUGAUGACAAAUGAGAGAUGGCUUUAUAAAUGCUAUGCCAGAGAUGGACUUGACUUUUCACUUUCAGUCGUGAAGACUGUGAUGUUAAUCUUCAUAUUAGUGACUAAUGCAGUGAUGAUCGGCCUUUACAUAUUCACUCUGGACAAUCAAACAGAUCCGAUCGGAUGGGGCUGUGUGAUGCUGUUUCUGCAGAUACUCUGGACGCUUAUGUACUUCACAGAUGCUGUUUACUACAGUUUUCUCAAGUUGUCUCAAGAUUUUCAUCGUUAUGUUUCUGUGUAUGUGUUUGGAUCAGUCGCUGUAGUUUUACUGAACUCUGCUGCAUUAAUAACAGAACUGAUCCUAAAAACAGUGAAUGGUGAUCGUCUGAUGGCAGAUCUGAGAUUCAUUGUGUUUCCUUCUGAAUGUUUAUUUGUCGUAUCUCUGCUGAUUUCUGGAUUCUCAGGAUCCAAGAUCGCUGACUGUCUGAAGUCGUGUCAGAACAAAGUGAGAUCUGUACGAGUCAGAAGAUCACCGAAGAACCAGAGCACAGGAGAAACACAAGAGAUGAAUCCUCUGAAGACUGGAGAUCAGGAGCACAAUCAGCCGGAUUCAGUGCGGUCUCAAACAUGAGAGAGAGAUUAUUACUGAGUGAUCUGGAGCACAAUCUUCUGCAAAGCUGCUCGAGACAACAGAUGGAUUCAGAAGAACAAUAAUAACACACUGAUGUUUGAUCAGAAGCUCAUGUGUUUCUACACUGAUCCGCUGAGUUCAGUCUAAUGACGUUAUUCACUGCUAAUAUCAGUGUUUUUGCACUGAGUUUCAGCUCUGUAUUUUGUAUGUGUGUUUUUUUUGUAAAUAGCUGUAAAUAUAUGCAGGGUGUGUUUUAGUGUGUCAGCACUUUUACUUUGUAUAUAUGUGAUGCUGAUUUGUGAUUUAAAACUAAACCUACACUGUAAAAAAAAAAUCUGUAAAAAGUGGAGAAUGUAUUAGCAGAAAA
This is a messenger RNA of Onychostoma macrolepis, 2587 nucleotides long. RefSeq lists its product as uncharacterized. Gene Ontology annotation, biological process: cell surface receptor signaling pathway; T cell costimulation; immune response. NCBI's taxonomy places the organism in Eukaryota, Metazoa, Chordata, Actinopteri, Cypriniformes, Cyprinidae. The transcript has 16 exons. The coding region runs from base 1 to 2220 and encodes 739 amino acids. Gene Ontology annotation, cellular component: external side of plasma membrane. The record is from RefSeq and is a predicted model, not a curated record.